AUGUCUUUCCCAAAGACAUACUUCCUCUGUCCAACAUCUGAAUUCAUCCACCCGCCUCCGACAGGCCCGCUCUGUCUCGGUUCCAUACUCCAGUCGACGUCAGCACCACAAUACCCGCUCAACAGAGGCAGCAUCGUUCCCGUGCCCAACAGAGACCCCGAUGUAGUCGAGACUGAUUGGAAGAAGACGGUUUCGGCCGAGACGGUGCUUGGAAUGGGUGUCUACGCGCAAUUCCUGCAGCUGGCUGUCGGAGGUCUUGGACCUGAAGUCGAUGUUGAACGUUCUCGCCGCACUGUGCAUAGGUUCGCCUUCGAUAGUGUGACAACCUUGUCUUUCGAGCCGUCGUCACAAUAUAUCGAAGAAACGAUCAAAGCGCCUGCUGUGCAAGAGUGGUUGAAGGAACCCAAGCGGCGAUUCACUCCGGGAGUUUCGCUCUUCCUACUUACCGGCUUGAAGCUCGUCAAAGGAGCAAAGAUCAUGUACUCAACUUCAAAGGGCGCGAACGUCUCGGGAAAUAUCGGUAUCAAUGUUCCCUCACUUGGUAUGACCUUUGGUCCAAAGGGACACUGGAGCAGCACCGACGACGAUGAGACGGAGCUGGGCCGAGAAACUGAGUUUGUUUUUGCCUUUCGCGUCAAGAGACUCCGUUUUUGGCGGAAGCUGAAGGUUCAAGACCACACCAAGGGCGCAUUUCUUGCCAUUGGCAAAGACAACCCUGAGGACGAAUCGGUCUGUGUCGAGGAAGUGGAUGGUUCUAACAUCGAGACUGCGAGAUUGGUUCCUGACGAGGCAGAAGUCGGGGGUGUCUACUGCGUCUCUCCCUGA
Ramularia collo-cygni is the source of this 825-nucleotide messenger RNA. RefSeq lists its product as uncharacterized. The transcript has a single exon. The coding region runs from base 1 to 825 and encodes 274 amino acids. NCBI's taxonomy places the organism in Eukaryota, Fungi, Ascomycota, Dothideomycetes, Mycosphaerellales, Mycosphaerellaceae. The record is from RefSeq and is a predicted model, not a curated record.